Messenger RNA from Oryza brachyantha (malo sina), 1490 nucleotides. RefSeq names its product transcription factor LATE FLOWERING-like. Gene Ontology annotation, molecular function: protein dimerization activity; DNA-binding transcription factor activity. Gene Ontology annotation, biological process: regulation of DNA-templated transcription. The transcript has 2 exons. Bases 130 to 1299 code for a protein of 389 amino acids. The record is from RefSeq and is a predicted model, not a curated record. NCBI's taxonomy places the organism in Eukaryota, Viridiplantae, Streptophyta, Magnoliopsida, Poales, Poaceae.
CUCAUACUUGCAGCCUGAAUGAUCAGAUAUAUAUCCUCUCAAAUUCAGUAAGUGCAGUGGUAGCACCAGAUAGCUACUGGCAAGUUUAGCUACCAGUUGGAGGCCUCGCCGGCGGCGGGCAACCGCGUCAUGUACAUGGACGCCUUCGGGUGGAGCGGCGCGCAGUCUCCGGCCGCCGCGCCGUGCCAGCCGAGUUGCCCCGGCGACGUCGUUGACGACGUCCUCCUCGCCGCCGUCCUGGGCGCGAGCUUCGAGCUCCACGCCGUCGUCGACGGCGGCGCCGCCGCUGUGGGCUCGGAUGAUGCCUACGGCUUCGACGACGUCCUGCCGUGCCAGCAGAUGAGCCUCCUGCGCUGCCAAGAUGGGCUGGGUAGUCUUCCCGGUGGCGCUUCCCCGACGACGGCGACGUUUCUUGACUCGGUUGAUGCGCUACCGGCCAUCGCCGGUGCGCACGACGGCGGGCUCCUCGAUAGGUUCUCGUUCCCGAACGUCCCAGAGACGACCGUGCAAGCCGCCGCGUCGAACACCGCCUUCUCCGGAUACAGCAGCACCACCGGCGGCGGGAACAUCUCCUCCGGCGAGUCGAACACCUACAACGGCCACGACACGGAGGUGGCGUCGACGCAGGUGACGACGACUCUGCCCCCCUCCAAGAGGAAGCUACCAGAGAAGUACCCCGUAGUCGUAGCCGGGGCAUCAACGACGACAACGACGUCGGAGACCGCCGCCGCAGAACGCCGGAGCAUCAAGAGAGCAGCGGCGAGCAGCAUCACGUUCGGGCGCCACCGCCACGGCGCCGGGUGGCCGUCGUCUCUCGGCCGCGGGUACGAGCCGGACACGGAGGCGAUAGCGCAGGUGAAGGAGAUGAUCUACCGCGCGGCGGCGAUGCGGCCGGUGACCCUCGGCGGCGGCGGCGCCGCCGCCGCCGAGCCCCGGAAGCCGCGGCGCAAGAACGUGCGCAUCUCCAGCGACCCGCAGACGGUGGCGGCGCGGCUGCGGCGGGAGAGGGUGAGCGAGCGCCUGCGCGUGCUGCAGCGUCUCGUCCCCGGCGGCAGCAAGAUGGACACGGCGACCAUGCUCGACGAGGCGGCCAGCUACCUCAAGUUCCUCAAGUCGCAGCUCGAGGCGCUGGAAACCCUAGGCAAUGGCGGCCACCGCAACAACCCGUUGCACCACCAUUACUACACCGGAUCAAGAAAUGCUUCUUCUGCUGGUUCCAGCAACAGCACUGUACUUGCAUUUGGGCGAGAUGGAAUUUCUGCUGGAUAUGUGAAAUCCAAUAGGAACUUGCAAUUGUAGCAAGCACUGUGGCAGUAAUAUUAGUACCAUGCAUGAUGCAUGCAUGCAGGUAUAUUCGUGUGAGUGGCAUGUAGUAUAUAUAUUUUUACACAUGCAUGAGACAAAUCAUAUCUCUCUUGCUGUUCAAGCUGGGAAAAAUGUGUUUUUAUUAACCUUGUGAUUGUGAUGGAGAGGAAUAUAUAUACAUACUU